AUUUUAAUUGGCAGAGAGUAAAAACAUUACGUAUAUCUAAUGUUAAGUUAGAAAGGGUAAGAAAAGCUGAGAUUAAAAUUCAUAAAGACAUUGAAUUGAAUUCGAUCGAUCAACACCACCACCUUCUUCCUUCUUCUCCGUUUCUCUCUCAUAAGAUGGAUUGGGAAGGUCAAAAGCUAGCAGAGCAACUGAUGCAGAUACUGCUGCUAGCAUUUGCUGUGAUUGCGUUUGGAGCUGGAUAUAUCACGGCUUCUUUCCAAACAAUGAUCCUCAUAUAUGCUGGUGGUGUUAUUCUCACCACAUUAGUCACUAUUCCCAAUUGGCCCUUCUUCAACCAUCAUCCUCUUAAGUGGUUAGACCCGAGCGAAGCAGAAAAGCAUCCAAAGCCAGAACCAUCUUCGAAUGUAGCUGCAAAGAAAAAAUCCAUUAAAAAGUAGGUUUAUUUUUUUGUUGCUUAUGUUGGUACUUAGUGAUUUAAAGUUUGAAGUUGAUGCUUCGAAAGAAAUUUGCAUUUCCUUCUGCACAAUACAAUGUACUUAACUUCUUAGAGUACAAUUAUAUAAUUGUUUUCUUUUCGACA
Molecule: messenger RNA, 580 nt
Organism: Medicago truncatula (barrel medic)
Lineage: Eukaryota; Viridiplantae; Streptophyta; Magnoliopsida; Fabales; Fabaceae
Product: probable signal peptidase complex subunit 1
Exons: 2
Coding region: 156-437 (93 amino acids)
Biological process (GO): protein targeting to ER
Cellular component (GO): signal peptidase complex; membrane
Source: RefSeq, a predicted model, not a curated record